This is a messenger RNA of Struthio camelus australis, 2470 nucleotides long. NCBI's taxonomy places the organism in Eukaryota, Metazoa, Chordata, Aves, Struthioniformes, Struthionidae. The record is from RefSeq and is a predicted model, not a curated record.
AUGGCCACCGCCGGCCCCGUCGAAAGUUUCCACGACGAAGCCUCCUGCUCCAUCUGCCUGGGGUUCUUCCAGGACCCCGUCUCCAUCCACUGCGGCCACAACUUCUGCCGCGCCUGCAUCACCCGCUGCUGGGAGGAAGCCGAGACCGCUUUCGCCUGCCCCCGGUGCAAAGAGACGGCCCCGCGGAGGAACCUGAGACCCAACCGGGAGCUGGCCAAAAUCAUCGAGAUCGCCAAGCGGCUGAGCUUGCAGGCGGCCAAAGGAGGGGCCGGCGGGGAGAGGCUGUGCCAGAAGCACCAGGAAGCUCUGAAGCUCUUCUGCGAGGAGGACCGAGCCCCCAUCUGCCUGGUUUGCAGGGAGUCCCAGGCGCACCGGGCUCACGCCGUGGUCCCCAUCGAGGAGGCAGCGGAGGAGUACAAGGAGAAAUUCCAGGCUCAUGUGCAGAUCCUGAAGGACAGGAGAGAAAAACUGCUGGGGCUGAAAACGGCUGAGGAGGGGAAAAGCCUGGAUUUCCUCGAAAGGGUGGAAACGGAGAGACAGAAGGUCGUGUCUGAAAUCGAGGAGCUGCACCAGUUUGUGGAGGGCCAGGAGCGUCUUCUCUUGGGCCGGCUGGCAGAGCUGGACCAGGAGAUCGUGAAGAGACAGGAGGAGAACAUCACCAGGCUCUCAGAGGAAAUCUCCUCCAUCAGCGAGGAGAUUAGAGAGCUGGAAGAAAAGUGUCAGCAGCCGGCGUGUGAAUUCCUGCAGGACAGCAGAAACAUCUUGAGCAGGCUUGAAAAGGAUGACGUCCAGAAGUCAGAAAAGGUCUCACCGGAGCUGGGAGAGAAACCCCCCGGUUUUCCUCAGAAGAAUUUUGCUCUCAAGGAGAUGUUGAUGAAAUUUCAAGUAAGCUUGACCCUGGAUCCAGAGACGUCCCGCUGCGUCCUGGGCUGCGAGGGUUUCGGCGCGGGGAGGCACUACUGGGAGGUGGAGGUGGGGGACGGGGAAGCCUGGGCCGUCGGGGUGGCCAAGGAGUCCGUGAGGAGGAAGGGACGGAUCAGCGUCAACCCGGAGGUGGGGAUCUGGGCUAUGGGGCAGUGCGGGAGCCAGUACCAGGCUCUCACUUCUCCCACCAUCCCCAUCUCCCUGCUCGCUCCCCCCAAGGUGAUCGGGAUUUACCUGGACUACGAGGCGGGGCGAGUGGCCUUUUUUGACUCCAAAAACGAGGCCCCCAUCUUCACCUACCCGCCAGCUUCAUUCGCAGGGGAGCGAAUCCUCCCUCUGCUCUGCCUGGGGAGAGGGUGCCAGUUCACGCUCUCCCCAUGACCGCUCUGGGGGCAUGCUCCACUUGAGCCUCACUCGCAAGCCUCUGGAGACACCACGGGGUCCUACCACCCCAGAGGCAGCUUUGGGGAGCAUGAAGAAGGCACCGUCCUGCCUAGCACAAGCGGGAUGGCAAAAUUUCCUUCCCCAUCGUCCAGCUCAGCAAGAGGCAUCUGCUGUUGCAGAGCUGGUGGCACGUGGGACGAGGGCUGCUCUACUGGCUGAAGACUUUGCCAGCGAUGCGGCCCUGGCGCAGCCGUGCCCGUAAAACCCCUUUCAAGAACCUUUUUUCCCUCUAUAUUGGAGGACAAGGACGCGGCCAAGCUGAACCUAUGCUGGUUCCCGAAGUGACGGACCCAGUUUCCCCUCUCCCUACCCUCUCCUGGGUGUUUCUGCUGUUUGUUGGACCCUUUGCCCGACUUUUCCAGCUCGCUGAACUUUCUGGACAUCCCUCUGCAGCUGCAUGACGGAACCUCUCCCUUUAGAUGCCAAGGAUGAAGAUGCACAAACCUGGAGAACGCAAGGAGUUCAGGAUGGCUUCGAGCUUUUUGGCUGUCUUUGACGCCGAGGUGGUCAGCCAAGCCAACAGCGAGGUGGACAAUACUCGAUCUUGCAGGAAGGCUGCCAGUACGACUUUAAAUCCACAGCAUCCAGACCGCUAGUUUGUGUUGGACCAGUGCUUAGUGCUGCAUGACGGUCACAUCUUUGCCCUACGUGUGUCGCAACCCGGAGAGGCGAAUCCUUGCAGCCAUGCGACCUAUGGUCCCGCUCGAGUCAGCGAAGGACGGCGAGGGUAUAACUGAGCUCAUCUAGAAAUGGGUCAACAAACCACGUGUAGGAGAUUGACUCGCUGGCACGAAGACAAGUCUACUGGAGGUGCCUAAAACCAAGAGCAACAAAUCCUUCUGAAGGCAGCGUCGGCUUUAACCUUGCGUCGACCAACCGCCUGGGGGCCAGCUAGCGCCUCGUGGCUACUUGGGAGCGUAAGGAGGAAUCCAGAGGGGACGGAGGAUGCUCACGAGAGCAUCUUUCCAGUGAAUGGAGUCAGUGUUUUAAGAUACCUGGACAGAUUGUACACAUGCGUCUUUGGUAGCUUGAAACGCCUUGUUUGCCUCGGCCGCUGACCGCAAAAUACGGAAAUGGUAAUAGAGGAAUUGCUGCUUUUGCA